AUGGCCAGACUGUUUUCCUUGAUCCUGGGCGGUGGGCGAUUGAAGAACAUAUCGAUAGAGGGUGUAGGAGCGUCACCUGUCAACGUCACUGGUCUUGGGCCAACCCUCUUACAGAAACUCCCUACCACCGUCAACCAAUUCGUGGUCCGAAACACUCUGCUGUCGUCACCAAUGAUUGUCGCUCGAUUACCCGCUCUCGAUGUGUUAGGGAUGGAACGGGCCUUGUUCGACACUUUCCCCUCGGAUGAGGCCGAAGCCUCUGUAGCGCAUGCAACACGAACUGAAUCCAUUCACUUGCGUCCCAGGGUGUUACUCUAUUCGAAGACGGCGGGUUUCCCGAACACCUCCUUCGGUCGUCCUUCCACACCGCUUCCACAUUGUGUCAGUCUUGACCGAGUAGAGGAAGCACACCUCCGAACAGAACACGCCGACGACUUCUCGGUCCUAACGGCGUUGGAAGAUGCAGAGGGAACCGGAAUACAUAGCUUGGAACUUCAAUUAGAUGGUCUCUCGAAACUAGCGCAACGGUUCGAUCUCCAGACCCUGUGGAAGAGUGUGGCUUGGUCCUUCCCUUCGUUGAAAUUUUUGACGUUGAAGUUGGUGCACACCCCAACGCCCUUGACGGGUCAUCCUUGGAAGGCAGUGUGCAUUUGCCUUAAUUCUCUAAAAGCAGAUGGCCUUAACACAUUGACGGUUACUUUGGAAUACGGAGGCACCAGUCGAUUGGAUUUUCUACGCCUUCUUAUGAAGUUUUGGGAUUGGUAUGAUCUCGACACGGCCUUGGCACGGUUCGCAUCGCGAUGUUCUUCGAUGAUGAACAUCUACCUGGAGUUCCCGAGAUGGGGGAUGGUGACACAGAAUCCAUGGAGGUUCGAGGAGCAGGAGAUGGCGGGAUGGAUACUCUUGGACAUAGGGAUAAACAUGAAUCUGGGAUCUAUAGAGUUUGGGAGACUCUCCGACGAUCAAAUGCAAGUUCUGUUGCCAAGGUCAUACGCCGUGGCGAAUGUGAACGUGUUAUGGUUGUAG
Molecule: messenger RNA, 1026 nt
Organism: Coprinopsis cinerea okayama7#130
Lineage: Eukaryota; Fungi; Basidiomycota; Agaricomycetes; Agaricales; Psathyrellaceae
Exons: 2
Coding region: 1-1026 (341 amino acids)
Source: RefSeq, a predicted model, not a curated record